Molecule: messenger RNA, 1441 nt
Organism: Trichomycterus rosablanca
Lineage: Eukaryota; Metazoa; Chordata; Actinopteri; Siluriformes; Trichomycteridae
Gene: pmp22a
Product: peripheral myelin protein 22a
Exons: 5
Coding region: 349-819 (156 amino acids)
Cellular component (GO): plasma membrane
Source: RefSeq, a predicted model, not a curated record
UUAAAUAAUGUGCGCCAUUAUCUCAAGCGAACUGUAUAAGAUAUUGUGUGCCACCCUGUGCUCUCACGGUGAUUUAGCCGCAGUUUUGGACUUUAAAAGCGACUUUAAAGGGUCACAUAAAAUGCAACACCACAACCACCGUCCACUUUCACCAGUACCCUUGUUUAAUUGGGCUUCUUUUCCACUGAACGGUACACUAUGGCACGGAACGAAGUACCAGUGCUAAAUCUGGUUACCGAGUGUACUGAAGUGGGAUGUAUGGGAAGACCACCUUAAAAUCUUUCUGCUACCUUACAAACAUAAUUCAGAUGUUUUGCUUGAUGCCCCACUGUGAAGGUUGAAAUAAUCAUGCUGGUCGUCUUAAUCGCAACAGUCAUCUUGCACUUUUUGGAUCUGAUCCUUCUCCUCAUUUCUACAUCUGUCAAUGCAUGGAGAACACAUCGGGAACACAGUUAUGACCUUUGGUAUGACUGCAGAUCAUCUAAUGAAGGACAUUCAUGUAUAAAUGCCAAUAAUGCAGACUGGCUCCAGGCAGUACAGGCUCUGAUGGUCCUUGCUACAAUCUUCUGCCUGCUCUCUUUGAUCUUCUUCGUGUGGCAGCUCUUUACCCUGACUAAAGGAGGUCGAUUUUUCAUUACCGCCAUCUUUCAGAUCCUCUCAAGUCUCUUUGUGGUAAGUGGAGCCAUCAUCUACACAGUAAUGAGUCCAGCGUCGGAGAGUAGCGACUCGUAUGGGUAUGCUUUUGUGCUAGCCUGGUUGGCAUUCCCUCUCACCCUGAUAAGCGGCCUCAUUUACAUCGUUCUGAGAAAGAAGGAAUAAUUAGCUGAGGAAUCUCCCAUGCCAUCAAUGAGAAUGUCACUCAGCUCACAGACUCAAUGUGCCUUUUUUUACCAGCCUGUUUAAUUCCAAACAUCAAGGAAAAGUGACGAGUCAUGAAGAUCCAACGCAAUGACAAAUCGAUAAGGAUUAUAUGUUCUACUGUUUGUGGCUUGUGAUCCUAUUUAUAUCACUUUUACCUGGCUUUUGUAAAUAUGAAUGUUUAACAAUUGUUGAUGAAGGCCCCACAUUUAAAGCUGACCACAAUAAUGAGAAUAGAUAGACAAUCUUUUGUACUUUAGUGUUUUACUCCAUAUAAAUUUUUUAUAUCUAUAGAAGGAAUUUUUAAAAGUUAAGUCUUUUAAAAAAUACAUCAUUGUACUUAACCUUGUGUGAUAAACCAAAAAGAGUUUUGUUGUAUAGUAAUGUUUUUGAGAUGUUUUCAAUGGUGCUAUCUUUUUUGCCUUCACUAAACCUAAUAGCUAGACAUACAUGUUGGCUCAAUGUGUGAAGUUGAGCUAAAUGAAAUUACAUUGUAUACUGUAUCUGUGCCAAAUAUCAGUUUGCUAAUCAUUGGUUCUGUAUUACUUUGUAAUAAGAUAAAAUAUUAAAUAUCUAUUUUUCU